This is a messenger RNA of Musca vetustissima, 807 nucleotides long. Its product is annotated as seminal metalloprotease 1-like. Gene Ontology annotation, biological process: proteolysis. The coding region runs from base 1 to 807 and encodes 268 amino acids. Lineage: Eukaryota; Metazoa; Arthropoda; Insecta; Diptera; Muscidae. Gene Ontology annotation, molecular function: zinc ion binding; metalloendopeptidase activity. The record is from RefSeq and is a predicted model, not a curated record. The transcript is spliced from 2 exons.
AUGUCACACGGCGUACGACUUGUGUCGUUUUUGAUUUUCUUAAUUGUCGUUUUUGAGUUUGAAGUGGUUCAGGGUAAUCCUUUACCUGCCACAACAUUAGAUCCUGAAGAAUCGGCUGGUUUUGUUGAGGGUGAUAUGGUGCUAAGUGAUACACAAUUGCGAUUAAUUAAGGGCUCUUCAAAAGUGCAAGGUCGCAAUGGACUAAUCGAUGAAAAUAAACGCUGGCCCGAUGCAAUUGUUUAUUAUAAAAUUGUUGGAGAUUUUGAUUUGGCUCAUCGCAAUGCAAUUUUAGAUGGUAUUUCCACACUGGAAUCCCGCACCUGCAUACGUUUUCGUGAAGCCGAUAGCUCCCAGAAACAUUACGUGGCCAUAACAUCACAAUCUGGUGGUUGCUUCACAGCUGUCGGUUACCAACGGAAAGUUCAACAAAUGAAUUUACAAAUCUUUCCACUGGGCGAGGGGUGUUUCCGCACCGGAACAAUAUUACACGAAUUUAUGCAUGCCUUGGGUUUCUAUCAUCAACAAAGUGAUUCGCAGCGCGACGAUUAUAUUCGUGUAGUCUAUGAAAAUAUUGUACCGGGAAAAGAAUUUAAUUUCGAUAAAUAUAGCAGUUCGUUGGUAACGGAUUUUGAUGUUGGCUAUGACUAUGACAGUUGUCUGCAUUAUCGUCCUGGUGCCUUUUCACAAAAUGGUGAAGAUACAAUUGUUCCGUUGGAUCCCAAAGCGAAGAUUGGUCAACGAGUCAGUUUGAGUGAAAAGGAUGUGAAGAAAAUCAAUAUUAUGUACAAGUGUCCAAUAAAAAUAUGA